AUGUUUAAAAAACUCACCAAAUUCAUUGUAAAUCAAAUGGAUCCACGCAAAGAAUUGGUUCCUGUUGAAAGCAUUGCAGACCAUGAGCACUUCAGGCCUCUCUGUCUACUGAAAAAAAAAAAAAAAUCAAACCGCAUAUUCCACCGAGCUCCCUACUACCAGAGAACAGGCUUCACACUGGAUGAUGUGCUGCUGUCUGGAGAGGAUGGUACAAGAACAGAGUCCCUCCAUCAAGAUUCCAACCAAUUCACUCUCACAAAAGUCAGAGCUGAUGAAGUUGAUGGAGGUCUCAGCAUUUCAUUUGAUCCUGCAAGUGUAGAGCUGAAAGGAGGUGCCUCCUUGUCCAAAGGGUUUUCUGUCAAGUCAAAGAAGAACGGCAUAUCACAGCAAUCCCUGGAGGCACUGAGAAGAGACAGGAAAAUCAACAUGGAUCACUCCUUCAUCCGACAGCUCCAGAGAACAGACAUCAGGCUGUACGUGGUCACUGAAACCCUCGAGGCCUCAGAGGAGGCCGUGUACGAGGAAUCCACCAAGGCAGAUGGGGGCUUCAAGGCCAAAAUUUAUGCUACACUUUCUGCAAAGGGCACCAGAGAGAACAACCAAGGUAUAGUGAUACCGAAGGGCUGCACACUGGCCUUCAGGACCAUCCCACUACGCAUUAGAGAUGGAAAAUGGGAAAAAUUAGAAGAAGUGAGGACAGAAGUUGAAAAGUCCUGCCGAAUUUUCCCCGAGUUGUCUCCUGACCUGCUGCUCACCAUCUUAAACACCAUCAAAGCUGUGAUGAGAGAUGAGAAACUCCUUCAAGAGCUCAGCCAGAAAAUGGAAGAAGUUCUUGAGGAAAAUGAUGGUUAUGAGCUGAAAACUGAGAGCCCAGAUUUAAAAGAACUCUUCAGCACCUUGCAGCAAUCCCCAAGACAUCGUCUCCUUCAGCUGGCAGAAGGAAUCACCUACGUCCUUGAUGCUUUGCAGGAGUUAAUGGAGGAUCAGCUGCUGCUGCUGCUGGAAUCCUUGGAAAGGAAGAUUGUUUCCCAACAGCUGAAACUGGUUGAAAACCUACUGAAACAUGACUUGGAAUAUGAGAUGAGGCCUUUCCCUGUGAAUGCCAGGCUGCUCUCUUUCCAACACGAGGAGGACCAGAUGUUAACCAUUGCUCUGGUAGAGCUGAGUGGAGUGCAGCUCCAGAAAAAGGGAUCAGCUAUCCCUAGGGAUGAACCCUUCGAGGCUGUGGCAGCCCUGUUUGUGGCCCUGUAUGCCCUCAAACUCCUGAGUGGUUCCAAGUAGGAGGUGCCUGGCCCUGCACAGGGAACCCUUCUACAAGAUGUUGGGAAAUCUCUGCUG
Molecule: messenger RNA, 1338 nt
Organism: Melozone crissalis (California towhee)
Lineage: Eukaryota; Metazoa; Chordata; Aves; Passeriformes; Passerellidae
Product: gasdermin-A3-like
Exons: 8
Coding region: 1-1281 (426 amino acids)
Biological process (GO): defense response to bacterium; pyroptotic inflammatory response
Molecular function (GO): phosphatidylinositol-4,5-bisphosphate binding; phosphatidylinositol-4-phosphate binding; phosphatidylserine binding
Source: RefSeq, a predicted model, not a curated record